This is a messenger RNA of Leptosia nina, 1542 nucleotides long. The record is from the annotation of a GenBank genome assembly. Lineage: Eukaryota; Metazoa; Arthropoda; Insecta; Lepidoptera; Pieridae.
AUGUGCCCCGAGAACAGUGAGAAUGAACGGUGGCCGCUUCGUUCUAGCCGUUUUGUGCCGUUGGAUUUACACAAAAUGUUGGAGAACGAACUAAGAGUGGAAAAGCAGAAGGAAAUCACAACAGAAGAUCCAAUAACAAAGGCCAUAGGCGCAAUCGGCAAAUGGCAGAUAUGGAUUUGCUUUAUUGUCUUCCUGGUCAAGUUCCCUGUCGCCUGGCAUCAGAUGAGCAUAAUUUUUCUGGCUCCGCCCAUGAAUUUUACCUGUACCACGAGUGAUGUGUUCGACAAUGAAUGCUCGAAUUGUACCGAUUUCAAAUAUGAUCACUCAGUUUUCGGUGACACCAUAGUCUCGCAAUGGAAUCUAGUCUGCGAAAUAGAAUGGUUGAAGAAUGCUACCCAAACGAUUUUUAUGCUCGGAAUCCUUGUCGGUAACAUGGUUUUUGGACAUUUGUCUGACAGAUUCGGUAGACGUGUGCCAUUUCUCAUAGCGGUGUUCCUUCAACUACUUUCCGGAGUGACAACAGCGUAUUCUGUGAACUGGAUCAUGUUCACUACACUCAGGUUCCUCUUAGCCGUGGCCACGGGAGGAACCAUGGUCACGAGCUUCGUUCUGACCAUGGAGCUCAUCGGCGCAAAAUACAGAGAUACAGUAGGCAUCAUUUAUCAGAUACCAUUUAACCUGGGUCAUUUGUCGCUGCCUUUAUUCGGAUACUUUUUGCGCGAUUGGUACCACUUCCAACUAGCAAUCUCACUGCCAUCUGUAAUUUUCCUGAGUUACUACUACUUGCUACCCGAGUCACCACGGUGGCUAUUGACAGUUGGGAGGGAAGACGAGGCUUUGAAGAUUCUGGAAACGGCAGCAAAAAGAAACGGUCUUCCCACUGAUGGUAUAGCAGCGUACACUCAAAAGAUGGCAAUAGACGUGAAAAGCAAUCCGGCCAAUGAGAGAGCAUCGUUCGUAGCUUUGUUCAGAACUCCACGGUUGCGCGCGCGCACCAUAGCUAUUUGUUUUAACUGGUUCGUCUGUGGCAUCUGUUUCUUUGGCGUCUCGCAGUACAUUGGUCAUGUCUCUGGGAAUAUAUUUAGUAAUGUUGCUAUCUCCGCUGCUAUACUGGUACCCGGAACAAUAAUUUCUAUUUACGCAAACCAAGUCCUCGGCCGCAAGUACACUCUCAUCAGCUCAAACUGUGUAACAGGUCUGAGUUGCCUCUUGAUUCUCGUCGUCCCUAAAUCUGAGGCUAGCCACUUGGUACUGGGCUGCGCUGGUCUUUGGGGCAUGAGCAUUUCAUUCGCCACCGUCUACUUAUAUGCGGGAGAACUCUUCCCGACAGUGGUAAGGAAUUCUGGAGUCGGUCUGUCUUCUACUGUGGCUCGGAUAGGAUCUAUGGUCGCUCCGUUCAUAGCUACUUUAGGGCACAGAAGUCCAUGGCUUCCACCGAUCUUAUUUGGUAUUACACCGAUCGUGGGAGCUUGCCUCUGCUUGAUAUUACCAGACACAAGGGGGAAGAAGCUUCCAGACACAUUAGAAGAAGGGGAAGAGUGA